This is a messenger RNA of Lacerta agilis (Sand lizard), 941 nucleotides long. It is a transcript of the gene BANF1, whose product is annotated as BAF nuclear assembly factor 1. Gene Ontology annotation, molecular function: DNA binding. The coding region runs from base 120 to 389 and encodes 89 amino acids. The transcript has 3 exons. NCBI's taxonomy places the organism in Eukaryota, Metazoa, Chordata, Lepidosauria, Squamata, Lacertidae. The record is from RefSeq and is a predicted model, not a curated record.
CCUAGAGCGCCCUCUAGCCGACUCCGCACGCCCACGUUUCCUGUGUAACCCGGAAGUGGUACUGAGGGGAGCGCGGGAGCGACGGUUGAGGCGAGAGAGCAGGCAGAGCUGCAGGCAACAUGACCACCAGUCAGAAGCAUCGGGACUUCGUGGCUGAGCCCAUGGGAGACAAGUCUGUUGGUACUUUAGCUGGCAUUGGAGAUGUACUUGGCAGGAAGCUGGAAGACAAAGGCUUUGACAAGGCGUACGUGGUUCUGGGACAGUUCUUAGUGCUGAAGAAGGACGAGGACCUUUUCCGCGAGUGGUUGAAGGACACGUGCGGCGCCAAUGCCAAGCAAUCCAGAGACUGUUAUGGCUGCCUGAAGGAAUGGUGUGAUGCUUUCUUGUGAAUGAUGUUGGCCAAAGCCUGGUGGAUGCUGUUAGGGCUUUUGUAGUUGAAUAGAGAUUGUUCCUCCCCAUCUCUCUCAGCACCUACUUCUUAUAAACCUUCCAGCAUCUACACGGGCUGCUGGGGGCUAAUGCUCCCAACACUGGGGUGGGGUGGGGGUGGGGGAGCCAUGGCUGCCUUUUAAUGUAACUGAAUCUUUUUUUCCUCCAGGGAGAGGGUUGAGAAACAUCAAAUGUUCUAAAUCGAUGCUCCAUGUAGGUCGUUUUUUAUGUGGCUUUAAUAGCAACCCCCCUCACUGUUAGGCCACCCAACUCCAGAACCAGACCUGCCUGCUAACAAUAAUGGAAGUUCCCCUACUCCCUUGUUUGAGCUCCAGUUAGAUUGAGGUUUACCCUUCAAUUCUGAAGACAAAAGAUGUUAUUAGGCCUAUUAUUUUUGUGAUUUUUCUCCAGUGUUUGAUCCCCGCUAUAAUUUUUAUGCUACUCGGUUUAUUGGCAAGAACCAAAAAUCAUUGCAAAGUUUUUAAAUCAAUAAAAAUCAGCUGUGUUAACUA